GGCGCGCCGGCCGGGUGCGUCAGCGAGGGUGGAUACAAGUCAUUCUGCUGCCUCUCGGCUUCGAUGGAUUGGCGGGGCAGCUUCGCCCGAGGUCUAGUAAUGCAGCGGGCUAUUGAUGGCCUGUGUCGGCAGUGGGCAUGACGGGAAUAAACUCACUAACAGCGUUUCGAGUGCGUAGUAGAUUCGUCACUCUUUUGGUGUAUAUCGUUCGGCCAGCUUCAAGUCUUGAGCAUAAGGUUAUCGCGGAGAAGAUGACAAAAGGUUGUAUGUUUGUUUGUUAUGCAUGUGUGAAUGAAUAUAUGUUCCACUUCCCCAGACGUGGACCUUUCUCCGCAUUGGCACUCUGCCUUGUACCACCUUCCCGUUCUGCCGGUAAACAACACCGGGGCCGAUACUUGCUAUCAUGCACACUCAUGCCGCUUAUGCCGUCCUUAUACGAGAGUUUAUUAUGCUGAUAUCACGAAAUUUCCAACAUUUUGCUUCAAUCUGCUCACUCUGAAUACGCAGCUGGUCACAGUAAUUGAGUUCGCCUAGCUCUCUCGU
Pseudovirgaria hyperparasitica is the source of this 543-nucleotide messenger RNA. RefSeq lists its product as uncharacterized. Bases 138 to 455 code for a protein of 105 amino acids. The record is from RefSeq and is a predicted model, not a curated record. The transcript has a single exon. Lineage: Eukaryota; Fungi; Ascomycota; Dothideomycetes; Acrospermales; Acrospermaceae.